Messenger RNA from Myotis myotis, 4177 nucleotides. RefSeq names its product family with sequence similarity 167 member A (gene FAM167A). The coding region runs from base 661 to 1320 and encodes 219 amino acids. The transcript is spliced from 4 exons. The record is from RefSeq and is a predicted model, not a curated record. Lineage: Eukaryota; Metazoa; Chordata; Mammalia; Chiroptera; Vespertilionidae.
CCCUUAAAAAAAAUAGUGCUGAGAAUUCACGGGAGCACGAGUGAAAGAGAGGCAGGAGCCGGCUUAGCCCCUGAGGCCGGGCCAGAGGCUGCCGAGCGGGGAGCCCGCGUCGGGAGUUGGAGGCGGGGACCUCGGUGACACCCCUGGAAGGGGCCUCUGAGCACCCCGGAAGGUGUGGAAACAGAUGUUUUGAAUACGCUGAGGUACAGCUAUUAGCACAGGAUGUUGCAAACCCACCUGCACUGAGUGACACAUCCAGGAGUACAGGGCCUCCCUGGACUGGCCAGCAGCUUCUCGCCAUCUGCCCUUCCCCACAAGGAGGGAGCUGCUUCCCCGCCCAUCUCUGAUCCCGCCUGCAUCUCCGGGACUGAUAGAUCUUCUUGGCAAAGCUGCCCCAAAGAUUCCUGCUAACGCCUGUCUGUUCCUGCCUUGUGCGGAGCACGGCGCCCACAGGACUCCGGAGACAAUCUUAAACCUAAAGCUCUACUGCUGCUCUGGACGGCACCCUGUGCGCUCCUGCCUAGUCCCUCUCGGCUCCGGGAGCUGCUCACACCCCAGCGAUGCCCACGGGAGCCUUGGCCCCAGCUGGGUGAGACCACCCCAGAGUGGGCCCCAACCUUACCAGCCGCCAGGACUCCCUCAUCACCUCCACCACCUCCCAUGUCCGACCGCCCAGCAGGCUCUAGGAUGUCUGUGCCCCAGAUCCAGGUGGAAGAAAUGGUGGUGGGGGAAGAGGUGCUGGCGGGAGCAGCCCCGCCUCCUGACGACCACCUCCGGAGCCUGAAGGCCCUGACUGAGAAACUGAGGCUGGAGACCCGCAGGCCCUCCUACCUGGAAUGGCAGGCGAGGCUGGAGGAGCAGGCCUGGCCCUUCCCCAGGCCGGCUGCUGAGCAGCGGGAGUGUGGGGAGGAAGAGCCCUCCCUGCCGCCGAAAGAACCCAGGCAGCACCCGCCACCUAAUGCCAGUGCCAGCCAGGAUGCCGGGACCGGGUCCACGGGCAAGCUGGAAGGCUUUGAGAAUAUCGACGAGGCCAUAGCCUGGCUCAGGAAGGAACUGACGGAGAUGCGGCUGCAGGACCAGCAGCUGGCCAGACAGCUCAUGCGCCUGCGCAGUGACAUCAACAAGCUGAAGAUAGAGCAGACCUGCGACCUCCACAGGCGGAUGCUCAACGACGCCACCUAUGAGCUGGAGGAGCGCGAUGAGCUGUCAGACCUUUUCUGCGACUCCCCGCUGGCCUCCUCCUUCAGUCUCUCCACGCCACUCAAGCUCAUUGGAGUCACCAAGAUGAACAUCAACUCCCGGAGGUUCUCCCUCUGCUGAGCAGCCCUACAACAGGGCAGAGGAGCCAGAACAGAGGGUUUGGGAAGCGGAGAGGGGGCGUGGGGAGAAGGGAAGUGAGGCUGAGAUUCCUCAAGUAGGUCUCCCCAGAGGCACAGCUUCCCUGAGACUGGUGAACCGUGGACCCCAGGGCCUGUCCGCAGGGGAUCUCCCUGGGGCCCCAGCUUUGGAACCCAGCAUCCCCAUGACUGGCUCUCACUUAAUACCCAAAGAGUCCUGCAGAAGGGCCACUCCAUCCCGACGUUCAAUGAGACUUGGGUUUCCAGCAUGACACCUCUCAGUCCUCCCCUCAGUGAUCCAUGUUCCUGCUUCCUGGAAUCACUGGUGCUAUGAGAACUGGGAUCCCAAAGUGGGGGUGGAGGAGAUGGGCAAAACAGUGAUUAUUACAGAAGGCUUCCCCACGGGCAUGGAGCCCCCAGGCAGAGGUGAUUAGACAUAUCAGAUGUGCCCAUCUUGCUGUGGCUGUCCUCUAAGUACUGGCUCGAAUUCACCCUAAGUGGGUGACUCAGAAACCCCAACAGGGACCCACCAGGAAAGGAAAACCAAAAGGAUACAAUGUAAAUUGUACCCAGUGGGUGCUGGGACACACCAGUCUAACUUGGCUGGAGCAAGCAUAGAUGCCCUCUGUUGCCUGUCUGGCCACUUGUACAAGUGCCAACUUCCAAAGAGUCCCUUUGCCAUCACGCCAUACCCUGGGGGAGUGCCUAGGAGACCGCUGGUGACAGAACCAGGCAGGUCUGUCCAUGGAUUUCCCAUAACUGAAUUUUCCCUGGGCCCAGCAAUGGCCUCCUGGUAGGUUCUGCCAGUGUCACCUACAUCACCUUCUUGCCCACCCAGAGAAACUGGAGGGAGCCCAGACGCUCACCCUGAACUCCUCUGAGAUUCUGUGCCUGACUUAAAUGACUAAUUUUAAUGGAAUCAGACUGUUACUAAUCUGUCACUAACCUGUUAAUAACUGUUUGAUUUUUGUCCAAAUGGCAAAGCCAGUUAGGUAGGUCAAAUACAGAGGUUCAGGGUUUUGCAUGAGGAUCGCGAAGGUGAGGACUGAGACCUGAACAGGUUAGGAAAGUUAGCCCGGUAGAGUACCAUGUGUCAGGUGUUCCCCGGCAGGCGGGAAUUUUUAACCUUGGAUGCCACCUAAUCGAGGCCUCUCAUUCACAAAGUAGUAAAGUGAAGCCAGGGAAGGAGAAAAUGACUUCCCUCAGGUGACGCAGCUCAUGAGUGGCUAUACCACAUUGAUGUGUUAAAGCAUUAUCGAUAAUGCCUAGACAGAUAAUGUAUCAAUGAACUUGAACUCCAAAGAUGGUCCUAAAUGCUUUGCCAAACCUACAAACUGCCAACCCCUCUACUCUCCACCUCACUCAGCCCUCACGUGCACCUCCCACUGUGCAAUUCAGAAUCUUUGGGUCAAACUCAGAGCAAUGUCUGGACAGCAGACCCACAGAACACAUAUUACCAAUCACAAAUCCAUAGUCGAAGUAAGAUGUCCUGCUGCCCUGACGUUCAUGUUUUGUCUUCCUGUAUAAUCUCAUUGGGGCACGCGCGCGCGCACACACACACACACACACACACACACACACACCAGGACCCAUAUUAGGAAAAGGUUGCUUUUCUUUUGUGGCCAGGAGUAGGAAGAUGCCAAUGAAUGGUCCCUAGUUGGACAGAAAAGAAGGUUGGUCUUGUGAUUUCAAAGAGCCAGAGGGUUUAUGCUUCCUUCAGAGAAGUUGUAACCACAUAGCUGGAUUUGUUUUGGCCCAACUCUGAGCAGUGACAAAAGUCUGAAGCCCAGAGGACUGGUCUAUGGCGACCUCAGAGGAAGGCCACCUACCCUUCCCCCUCCCCCAGGCCGGAAACGGGGGAGAUUUUCUCCACUCGGUAAUAACCUCUCCCCAGGAAUAUGUCCAAGCACUGCCAAGUCCUGCAGAGGCCUUCCUGCCAGGCUUCUCCCUGAGGUCAUGGGUGUCAGGAGGGCCUACGCACACCCACCACACACCCUACAGAGACACACACAUACACCUACUCACACAGGAGAGCUCAUUCCAUAUUCUAAAAAAACAAGAGCCAAACUGAUUUUUUUUCUUUCUAGAAAUCAGUCAUCACAGUAACUGAGAAAGCUGGAAUCAACUGAAGUUGAAGGAUGUAGUUGAAUUUUGUCAACCCAAUUGAAUCAGAAUCAACUGGGCAAUUUAGUUGCUCAGCCUACUUUUUCUGUUGUUUCAGGAAAGGAACCUGCGCUCAAGACACACUUUUUUGGAUAGGUUAGUUAUUUCAGCUAUUUUGUUUAGUGCAUCCCAAGAGAACUUAAUAUUUGGGAAUAAGGAAGGAGAAAGAAGAGAGGAUCAGAGAAGAGAGGUGGAGGGGAAAAGACUGGUGUGUUUUCUUGUUGUCCAGUGUCUGUGACUUCCCUUACUUACACAGUGAACACAAAUAACUAAUCAAGUCCAUUCAGCUUUGUGAAGUCCCUGCCUCGUGUGGGUCCAUAGAUGCCAGCUCCCCAGAGCAACCUUCUCGCUUACCAUGUGUAUACAAUACUGUUUGCAGUUUUACUCAUUAUCUACCCAUCUCCUUGCCACCCCCAAGGACCCCUGGGUGUAAACUCAAAGUCUCCAUUGACACUUUGUGUGCGGUAACAUCUGAUGCCUUCAUGGGCUCAGCAGUGAUCACAGAGGCCUGGAGAGCCUGGGCAGGCUUGAGACGGCCUGACCCAGCCCAGGCCUCCUCCUUGUAGCAAUACCAAGUGCUAUUACAUAAUUGAUGGACAAUUUAUAAUUUUAUUUUUUACAAUUAUUUGUUUCUAUAUUGCUGUUAGAAAAAGUGAAAUAAAAAUAUUUCAAAAGAA